AUGCCCGAUCUCAUCUCCAUGGACAUCUUCAUGGACACCCAGCUCGUGAUCUUUCUAGGAAGUGACUAUACCUGCGGUCCAGACAAGCCUUGCUCCAAUGGUGCGUGCUGCGGUGAAGAUGGAUGGUGUGGCUACAGCCCGACGUACUGUGGUGACGGCUGCCAGUCCAACUGCGACGCCAAGGCCGAGUGCGGCGAGUUCGCCGCCACCGCGGGCCAAACAUGCCCUCUGAACGUCUGUUGUUCCGAAUUUGGCUUCUGCGGCACUACCACCGACUUCUGCAAAGAAGGCUGUCAAUCCAACUGCGAACAACCCAAGCCUAGCGGUUCCUCGUCGGAUGUCCAGCAGAGAGUCAUUGGCUACUGGGAAACAUGGAACAUGCAAAAGCCUUGCGGCACCAUGGGCCCCAGUGAGAUUCCAGUGCACCUCCUGACUCAUCUGUUCGUUUCCUUCGGAUACAUCAACGACGCAUUCCAGGUCACCAACAUGGACGGCAUCGAUCCUGGCUUGUACAAGUCUAUAGGUAAUGUUAAGGCCAGGAAUCCCAGUCUCAAAAUUGUCAUUGCCCUUGGCGGUUGGACUUUCAGCGAUCCCGGGCCGUGGCAGAAGGUUUUCCCCACGCUAGCAUCUACUCCGGAGAACCGGGCCACAUUCAUCAAGAACCUCAUCGGUUUCCUAUCAGAGUAUGGCUAUGAUGGAGUCGACUUCGCCGACGACCGCGGUGGCUCGGAGGGCGAUGGCGAGAACUACACAGCACUGCUCAAGGAACUCCGCGAAGCCAUCAACGCAAGUGGCAAAGACUACAUCGUGACUUUCACUGCUCCUUCCUCAUACUGGUAUCUUCGUCACUUUGAUCUCAAGGGAAUGGAGGCCCAUGUGGACUGGAUCAACCUCAUGUCCUACGACCUACACGGCGUGUGGGACAGCUCAAACCCCAUAGGGAAUCAAGUUCUCGCCCAUACUAACCUUACAGAGAUUGACCACGCACUAGACUUGUUCUGGCGGGUUGACAUCCAACCCUCAAGCGUCGUGCUUGGGCUAGGGUUUUACGGCCGAUCCUUCGAGCUUGAAUCUGCCUCUUGCUGGAAGCCUGGCUGCGCGUUCAAGGGCCCUGGGGCUGCUGGUCGUUGUUCCAACACAGCCGGCAUCCUAUCCUACAGCGAGAUCAUGGACAUCCUCCAAAGCACCGGGGCUACUGCUUAUCAUGAUGAGGCUGCCGCGGCAAAGUAUCUGGUUUACGCGGAUAACAGCUGGAUCUCCUUUGACGAUGUGACCACGUUCCAAGCCAAGAUCGACUACGCCAACAGUAUGGGCCUCGCAGGAGUCAUGAUUUGGGCCAUCGACUUGGACACAGGAAAUCUUGACGCCCUCAGGGCCAUCUCCAGUUCCAACAAGAUUGGCGGAACCAACACCAAAUUCACCAUGGUCGACUUGGACAGGCUGUUCCCUGCUGACCUUCUACCCUCCGAGGACGAUCCGGCUAGCUAUGGUCUAGUGAACUUCGGUUCCAACGCGAAUUCGGGAGAGACGGAUCCUGCAAAGACUGGAUUCGGCUUUAUGCUCGUCACGGGUGACUCUUACGCAGUUGCUUCGUUGAAAAAGCGAGAGGAUGGACCGGAGCCUCUCGUGUUCCUUGAUUGUCCGGUCCAGAAGCGGGACCAGGCCCAUGAUAAGCCGCAACAAGCAAGAGUUGCGUGUUUCAGCAGCGACAUCAAGGGCUGCUUCCAACUCAUGGAACGCGGAGUUGAAGGCACCAUCAUCGAGAUGCCCGAAAACUGCGCAGCUGGUACGUUGGCGCGCGCUAUCAGCAUUGAAGUAUCAGAGGAUCAGAGUAUUCCUGUCGGCCUUUCCGGGAGAAGUCUCACGUCUGAUGUCUACACUCUAACUUUCGAUUUCAACCUGAGCAAUGCCCGCAGGGACACAAGCAACACCAGAGUCAGAAUGGAUUACUCCAACAUCAGAGGAUACUGGAACUACGCCGUCAACUCCCCAGGUGUGCAGAGUGGUAGUCAAAAGAGAUACCAUGCCCCGACGACGGCUGACUGGCGGGAGAUGUUCACCAAGUCGCAGGAGAUGGACAUUUACGAGGACGCGUACCCGAUCAAAGAAGAUUUGAGUUCUCCUCUGAUUUGGGAUUCCGUCGACGACUGUCUCGUCAACAGCAAGGAGUUUGACCAGGGCUUUGCUGCGCAUGUUGAAGGAACCCUCGACGCAAGGUUUUACUACGGGUUCUCGAUGAUUGCAACAAUGGACCAGGGGUCUCUCAAGGUCGACCAAGCCAGCGGCUUCCUGACGGUGAAGGGCAGUACGGACUUGACCUUCACUGCCGGUGGAGUCGGGGUAGUUGAUCUCGACAAGACCAAGAAAGGAAACCCGGCGCUCACGAGCAACAAGCCCGUCAACCACCAGCCUCACCUCAUCGAAGCCGGAGACUCGGGCGCCUACAUUUCUCUUUCCCCUUACUACACAGUCGACCAUCAAAUCGCAUCUUUCAACGAGACUGGAGGCGGUAGCAUGAGUCCCAGUGGGCCUUAUUUCAACGGCCAGCUCAGCACGAGGGUCAAGUCGGACUUUGGUGACUUCAACGCCUAUUUUCCCCCAACCAAAGAAGACAGGUUGAGGAUCAGGGAUAGUGAUCGACUGAAGAACCAGAUUUCCAUCCCCGACGAAAAUGUCCUUUACAGUAGUACCGGCAACGGUGGAAGACUUGCUCUCGGAACCUACAUCAAAUUUGGUAUGAAGAUCCAGUUUGCAAACCUGGGACGCGGCCUCGGCAGCGGUUGGACAGUUGAUCUUCCAGAGAUGAUUUUGAAUUAUGGCACCAUGGCAGAGUUCACCUUCUUCCCCGGCAGCGGGGGCUCAACAGCAUGCACCGAUUACAAAAUCGCUACCGGAGUCUACCAAAGUGUCAAGAAUGCGGGCAGCGUUGGAUGGGACGAAACAUCAAGCUUGGUGCAGGUUGCCAGUGACAGCCAAGGUCCAAGUGACGGCAAGGUGUGCUAUCCCGUCGCGUCUCCCGCCGCCGGAGUGAUGCCAGGAUGGAACUACAAUUCUGGCAGCAACGUCGAUCCCACGGAGUACCUUCCUGGGGACAUGGGCGACGAUUUCUCGGGCAAAUCGGCUUUCUCGUGUACGAACUGCUUGAGCUGCGGUAGCAGCAGCACCGGCGGAAACGAGAAUUCCGGAAAGUGCUGCGGUUGCGAGAACAUGAACGUCGUCUACUGGGACAGGGACAUGCCGUCCUGCCCCGAGUGCGACAAGCCCGAACCACGUGAGAGCUGGCCCGGCACCGUGCCCAAUGCCAAAAGAGAUGCCCUGGAUAACACGACGUCGGAUCCGGAGAACAACGGCGACUUUGCGCUGCUCGACAAGCGCAAAGCCGGCGAAGCCACCAUGAUGAGCAAAGACAUGACAAUAUGCAAACAAGCCUGGGAGACAGCGGGUCAAUUCAUGUACCCAGCCUUUCCGAGACCCGCAGCGAAUCCUUGGGACGGAAUACAGAACGGCAGGUGGGACAGCAUUUCGAAAUACUGGGGAAAUUCGUCGGCAUCAUGCUCGGACUGGUCGGUAACCAGGCUGGCCCAGGCGGACACCGAGUUGGUUAACGGCGUGCUCAUCAGAUCGCCAUACAACAACCUCCGCGCAGCUGAGCAUGUCUUCGAAGGGCAGACCAUCAGUCAAUUUUUCAACUCGUGGUUAGACAAGGGUUAUAUCCCCGGGCAAAUGCCCCCUCCUUCCAACCCUACCCCCAAGAUGCCCUGCGCCAUCAUUGAAAAGACCAUGUUCGACGAAUCUUCUACUUCGCCAUGGACCGACUCCAAUGGCAAAGUAGUGGGCUUCAUUGAUCUGUUGACGUCAGAGCUGGGUAACGAAGCUCACAAGGACCGCCUGGCCAUUUACAAAAGCAGGCCCAACAUGAUGAAAGGCCGGAUUUUCAGUGGGAAACAGUGCACCGACAUAAAAGAGUUCAAGAAGAUGAGCAUGGACGCCCAGUUGCAAGCUACGAAAGAGUUGGGCCUGGUUUUCGAAUACAUGAACAACCCGACGAUUUGGUCCAUGUAUUGCGGCACUUACGAAAAUAUCCACACGGCACUCGGACAUUUCGACAACUGGUAUGCCCAGAGUGGCAACACGGUCACCAUCCCAAAUCUCCAGAACGAAUGGAAACUGUACAUCGAAACCGUCUUGAAGUCAAUGGUGCAACGCUCGCGGACUUCUUUCGAUGACCAAUACAGAGAGGCAAUCUCCCGCCUUCAAUCCGGCAACAAUGCCCACGCGUUCUACAGAUCACACUGGGCAACGAACCAGUUUCAAAACCGGGCCAAGAUUCGUAUCACUACCAAGUGUGGUCUUCCCAUUGUAGAAUCUGGAUCCUGGGAAUGGGAACCCCAGGACGGCAAGAAGCUACGCUUCCAAUGCUGCGGCAGACUAUCCAGCGAACCAGGGUGCGAAAAGGGACCUCAUGACUGCCCAUUCCAGAAGCAGAAGAAGAAGAGAGUCCAGGACGACGCAGAGCACAAGAAGAGAUCCAUUCUUGAAACAGAGUCUCUCUGGGAACGCAACGCGUCCGGAAAGCGGUUGGAAGUCUGGCGCGUACUGGAGGAGUCCAUGGAGGCACAGGCUCAGUUUGAGGCUGAGGAGAAGGCUAGCAGGGAGAGAAGGUACGAGGAGGAGGCGGCAAAGGAGACCCCGACGGACUUCGCGAGGGAGGGGUUGGUUAUGGAGGCGUACUGA
Molecule: messenger RNA, 4734 nt
Organism: Colletotrichum aenigma
Lineage: Eukaryota; Fungi; Ascomycota; Sordariomycetes; Glomerellales; Glomerellaceae
Gene: KTXA-3
Product: Killer toxin subunits alpha/beta
Exons: 19
Coding region: 1-4734 (1577 amino acids)
Biological process (GO): carbohydrate metabolic process
Molecular function (GO): chitin binding
Source: RefSeq, a predicted model, not a curated record